Molecule: messenger RNA, 2571 nt
Organism: Salmo salar (Atlantic salmon)
Lineage: Eukaryota; Metazoa; Chordata; Actinopteri; Salmoniformes; Salmonidae
Product: sec1 family domain-containing protein 2
Biological process (GO): vesicle-mediated transport
Source: RefSeq, a predicted model, not a curated record
ACCGGCGUAUUUUUGGUCGGUCUAAACGACAGUUGCAUUUACAAAAUGUUACCGAUUGAGGUCUUUACGUGUUUCCCCGGUCAGAUGUGGGACAAAGUGUUGUCAAAGGUAAAGAAAGCUGUUGUAUUCAUGGACGACAAGUGUGCUGAGAGUCUUCAUUGGAACGGUGGAGCUACAAGUGUAUUUGAAGCUGGUGCUCGUAAUUUAAAAGAGUUUUCAAGCUUCGAAGCCGGUGGUGAAAACGAACCAAAAGCUGUGUUUGUGGUGAGCACUCUGCUGAAGGGGAGGACAGCUGACAUUAUCAAAGACAUUAUUGGACUCAGUCACUUUCAGUAUUGUGUUGUUUUCACCACCGUAGCCCACUCUAUACAACUCCUCGCUAACAAUGUCACUGCUGAAUUAGAGGGGAACCCUGUGUUCGAGCAGUUUGAAGAGAAGCUGAGCGAGUGGAUGGGAGAUAUGAACUACACCGCUGAAGUUAUACAUGCGCCCGUGGUCUUCGCUCCGGUGUCACCACAGCUCCUUCUCGCACCAACCUUCGCGCACCUGUUCCCGCUGUUGCCACAGGACCUCAAGACCAUCAAUAUAAAGCGAACAGAGAAGAAGAGGUUUGUCAGUUUGACUGAUGUUGACAUGCAGUCUCUUACUCCGGAGUUGCAGAUUGAAAUUAAAACCCUGGCCUCUGCGGUUAAUUCCAUGUUUGAGUCCACCAGCACCCGGGAGGAGAGCUUUGCAGUGGGUCCAAUGAGCCGUCUCAUCGCUGGGGAACUGGCCAACCAUCCUCAAGCAAAAAGCCGCAGAAAGACUGCCACCAAUAAAGCAUCCAUCGUCUUCAUCGACAGGACACUGGAUCUAACAGGGGCUGCUGGUCACCAUGGUGACAGCCUGGUGGAGAAGAUCUUGACUGUGCUGCAGCCUCUGCCAGGACACACCACUGAUGUUCAGGUGGACAUGCUGGAGCUCACUAACCUGCAGCACAUCCCAGACUCCCAACCUACCCUGGCUCCAGGCUGCCUGGCACAGACCCAGUUGUCCACGGCCAGAUUGCUAUGGGAAACCAUGCUGGCCAGUAAGCAGAAGGAGGCUGUGAUGGAGGUUCGUAGACAGCUGGUGGAGGCCGCCAGCAAGGAGAACCUGCCAAUCAAGAUGAGUCUGGGCCGUGUAACCCCGGAGCAGCUGUGUUCCUACGUGCAGCUGUUUAAAAGUAGCUGGGGGGCGCUAGAGAGUCACUGUGGGGUGCUCCAGCUGGGCCUGGCCACCGCCCAGACUCUCCACCACCCCACCCUGCCCCGCUGGGACACCUGCCUGGCUUUCGAGAGACUGCUGCUGCAGGCUCUCGGAGACUCUGACUUUGCUGGUGUUCUGAGGCAGCUGCUGCCCCUGAUGAAGCCUCGCGGUGAGGAGGGGUCCAGCCCAGAGUCCAGUUCAGGUUCUCGGUCGGGGGAGGAGGAGUGUGGUCCAGAUGAGCUGCUGGUGCUGCUGGUCUACCUGUACUCCCUGGCUGGAGAGGCCCAGCCUGCAGACGAUGAAGAGGUGGAGAAGGUGGAGAGGGAGCUGAUUGGAGCGCUCACCCUGGUCAUCACCAGAGAGACGGAGCUCAGCCCGCUGCUGCAGAAACUCACCGGGUGUGGUAGUCCUGAGGAGCUGACAAUGGAGAGGGCCCAUACAGCAGUGGAGGGGGUGUUUGAGACCCUCAAAGAUUUGAGCCAUGCCCGAGACCACCUCAAACAGUUCACCUCCGUCUACACAGCCAGCGAUGGAGUACACCAGGCGACGUACCGUCCGUUCCUCAGACAGGUUCUAGAGGAGAUCUUCCACCCAGACAGACCUGAGUGUCCCGACAUAGAACACAUGUCUGGAGGCCUCACCGACCUGCUCAAGACUGGCUUCAGUAUGUUCAUGAAGGUGAGCCGGCCACACCCCAGCGACCACGGCCUGCUCUUUCUCUUCCUGGUGGGAGGAAUCACUCCCUCUGAGCUCCGCCUGAUCCGCGAGGUAGUCACCGUCUACAAGCCGGGCACACAGGUGCUGAUCCUCUCUACCAGACUGUUGAGACCUACAGACGUCCCCGAGCUGCUCUUCACCACCCAAAGACUGGUGCCAGAUAUUGGUGUGUGAGCACGGAACAAGGACCACACACACACACACACUCCACCAACACCUACCGCUCUUAGGGUGUGGAGAGGAGAAAUGAGAGGCUCCAGUGAGAUUGUGUGGUUUGGUAAUGGACUGGAGUCAUGGGUGUGGUGAGGAGAGGUGGAGGUUUAUGAAUUCGAACUACAGAACAAAACAGAGGAUCUCUUUAGGCUUUUUUUCCAAAGGCAUUCCCAAAUGUUUACUUCAGUUGUGUUACGUUAGAGUCCUCUCCCUUCCCUUGUACUCCCCAAAUCACGUUGUAAGGCAACACUUAGGUACUUAUGGAUUCUCUCAUUCCAAACUGUGCAGAAUGUAAACGUGACGUAAUCUGGUCUCGUAGCUCAUGACAUUCAAAUCAAGUUACUUUAAUACAUGUUUUGUUGUUUACAUUCAAUCUGAAUGCGUUGAAUAAAUCUCCUAUAUUUGUGAAACCCA